AUGGGUGUGUUUGUUUGAUCAAACCACAUAAGUAGAGGAGUCCUGCAUAUAAGACUGGAACUCCUAUUCAAAUCGUAGGUAAGGUAAGACAGCAGCACAACCAGAAGACAGACAAUAUUCAAAUCGUAGGUGAGGUAAUCCAGCAGCACAACAAGCAGACAGACAAGCAAAGAUUCCAGUGAAAUUUAAAGAUGGGGAAAACACAGAGUGUCCUAGAGAAGAAAGGAUACACUAUCCAGAAGGAGGUAGAGAAUGGUGUCAUCGCUACUGACAAACAUGGUGACCAGUUUGUCAUUAAAGAGAUCAAAUUGAAUGAGACAUCUGUCCUGAACUCCAGUGCUGGAGAUAUUGUCUCAGAGGUUGAAAGCCUCAAACAGAUUUGUCACCCCCACAUUGUAAGCUACAAAAACUCAUUUCUAGAGGAUAACUGCUACUAUAUAGUGACAGACCAUUGUGCAAAGGGAAAUCUCUCUCAGAAGAUACAAGAGCAGAUGACUAACCCUACAGAAGAGUACUCUGAGAAGAUUAUGGACUGGUUUGUCAAGAUCUGCAUGGCCCUGAAGCAUGUACAUGACCAGGGCCUUCUUCACAGAGAACUGAGACCCCAGAACAUACUUCUCACAGAAUUUGAAACACUUCGUUUGGGAGCGUUUGCAAUUGUCAAUGAUAAGACUACCAACGAGGAUGGAAUGGUGGGUUAUUUAGGCCCAGAGGUUCUAACUGGUGAAAUGUAUGACACCAAAGGUAGAAAAUAUUUUAGACACAUAUUUAAAUAUAUAUUCCUGGAAAAAUGUAAGAACAUUGAGGUAAUAAUUUACAAUUCCCCUAAUUGUUCAAGGUAACGUGAGAUGAGAAUGAAAUCACAAAAGCUAACAAAACAUUUGAUGCUAGGUAACCCCUCAUUUACUGUAACUUGAACCCUCUGUCACAAGGCCUACGAUGUGGCAUCAUAAAAUGACAUGAUAUAUGUCACAAGCCAUACGUUAGGUAAACCAGGCCAAUAAGAUGACCUAGACAAUAAUGAAAAUGUGAAGUAAGUUGACAUUUGCAGAGAUCUACUGACAUGGCUGUUACACCACACACAUACACACACACGCAUGUACGCACAUGCACACACAGUGUUACCAUAGGAUAUGUUUAUGAAACAUUUAUAGAGGCUUUAUAACAGGUGUAUAUGUGUAAAAAUAAGAGUGAGGGUUAUGCAGUGUAAAAUAAUAAUAAUUACAUGAGAAUUAAUGUACUUAUUUUCCAUCCUUUGCAGUGAUAUUUGGUCCUUGGGAUGUGUGCUGUAUGAGUUGUGUAUGCUUCAGGGUGCAUUCACUGCAGAGAACACAAUCAAGCUCAUCCCCCAAAUAUUGGGAGGUUCUUACCCAUCUCUACCAAAGAGCUUCUCACCGGAGAUUUGCGACCUCCUGUGUGACAUCUUCCAACAAGACCCAACCAUUAGGCCUUCAGCUGGUGAAAUCAUGGCGAAACCCUUCAUUAUCAGUUUCCUCACAAAAAAGAGUGAGAAAACUGUGGAGGAACUCCAGACAACCUUGUACAAGCUGAAAGCUCUGGCAGAUGGCUUGGAGAGUAUGCACAAAGGCACCACCAUAGGCAGUCUGACAGGAGGUGUUAUUGGGGCAGCUGGAGGAAUCACCUCUUUAGUCGGGCUCAUCCUGGCUCCCUUCACUUUGGGCGCCUCCCUGAUCAUCACUGGGGUUGGUGUUGGUGUGGCUGUCGCUGGUGGAGCCACAGCAGGAGUAUCCAACAUCACCAACAUGGUCAAUCAGUCCACCGACCGCCUAGCCAUCAAGAACAUCAUCAAAGAGUUCCAGGAGAAGAUGAAUUCUGUGGUCAUAUCUCUACAAGACAUCGCUGAGGGUUUGGAGACACUCAUGCAAAGUAGCUCUUCUCAGAUAGAAGGUGCCGGUUUAAAUGUAGAGGCCGCUGCUACUGCUGGGGCAAGGGCUGGGAAAGGUAUUGCGGGCACAAUAGAGCUCUUCAGACUACUCCGGGUGGCCAAUAUUGGCAAGGUGGCAGCCCAAACUGCCAGGGCAGUGCGUAUGGCAGAGGUGGCGACAGGAAUAUUUUCUGCUUUUUUUGUAGCGGUUGAUAUCUUCUUCAUUGCCAUGGAUGCCAAAGAGAUCCACAACAUCCGACAGGCGAAGGCAAAAGAACAGUCUGUUGAUACCAAUAAGUUAAAAGGGAUGGACACCGACUCCACCACUGAGCUGAACCCUGGAUGUGAAGAACCAAAGGCUGAGGUCAAGUCAGAGACCAUGAAGUUCAUCCAGACGAUCAGACAGACAGCUGAACAGCUACAGGAGAGCCUGGACGAACUGAGUGAUGUCAUCUCGUUCAUUCCUAACAUAGAGGAUUGUUACUUAGACGACUGACCUACUCAGUGAUUGUACGAGAUGCAUAAACAACAGAUCCAAUCAUACUUUAAAAUGCAACUUGUCUGCAAAAGACAGGCAUAGGCAGAUUUCCCUUUUUAUUCCCAGAACCUGACUUAAAUCCUUAAGACAUUGCUUGUACAACUCAGCUACGAUAACUAAGUGGUAAAGAUCAAUAUCACAGACGCCUCUACUUCUGAAACAUUUCAUUUUAUAUCAUAACCGUGUCAUGGAACUAUUCUAAUCAAAAGGAGAGACUUUAACAUUUCUUCAAAACAAGUCAACUUUAUUAUUUAAUUACUGCAGUAAUGGAGCUUGUCAACGAGCCCCCCCCCCCCUCACCGUAGGUGAUUCGUUGAGAGCCCAACCAGCAGGACUAAGCCACAGCAUUUUAUAGCAAAGUCCAUCCUCCUGGAUGUUCAUGACAAAUCACAGAUGUAUGGAAUGGGUCACAAGGUUAGGAUUCAUUUGAAAUAUACUAAUAAUUCACAGCAAACAGUAUCUGCUGUAAAGACUGUUCUCAUUGUGUAAAAACCAGAGUCUGGCCCCCAAGUCCAUACUGGAGCCAUCUCCCCCGGUACCCCAGUAGAGAAAUAUUAACUCAUGCUUUGGAAUGCGUUCUUGUUAGGCUUAUCACCCAAAGACAUCAUAAGCCUUCCGUCAGAAUUAAAUCUGCCAGAGGCCCACGUUCAGUUCACGCAGACACAGUUUUAAGAACCCUCUAUUCUGUUGCAUAAACAACCAUUUUCUGCAAUUACAGUAUUAUAACAUAAUCUUGCAAUUAUCUCCACCAUAACCGUCAGGAUGAUUUGAUCUGUAUAUUAUUUUCAUCAAACAAAUUGUAUUAAAAUAGUAAGCAACUGCCAAAUGAUUAUUGUCAAUCUAUUAAUACAUGAAGGUGCAUAAUGAUUGUAUAGAAUUAUAUUAAUAAAACAUUGACUGAUAUGAAACAUUAUACAUUAACGUUUCUUGGUGGUAAAAUUAUAAAGAUCAGUUAAUAAAAAAUAAAGUAUAUAAUGCACAAAA
This is a messenger RNA of Salmo salar (Atlantic salmon), 3407 nucleotides long. The record is from RefSeq and is a predicted model, not a curated record. NCBI's taxonomy places the organism in Eukaryota, Metazoa, Chordata, Actinopteri, Salmoniformes, Salmonidae.